UAAAACUUUUAUAUAUUUGUUCCUAGCGACUUAAAAACAAACACUAAAAAAAAUUAUGUUGAAAAUAUCAGUGACAGUCACAUAUCUGGGCGAACUCCUCCUGCGGCUUUCUUUCUCUGGGCCUAAUUCUCUAGGCUGCGUACGUGAGUUAGGACACUCGUGGGCUCCGUUACGGCCCAACUUAACCACGUGAAAACUCCUCCCACAAAACAGAAAAAAAAAAGAGUAAGAACAGGAAUGUGAAUGCGACGACUGCCUGCUGUCAACUGACCACCUGGCAGUGCAACGGGUGGCGCACAGCCGAGCAUGCUCCAAGCGGCUAUUAAUUCCGUGUUUAAAUCUUUUAAUCCGCGUGUUUAAAGCUUUAAAUUCGACAGCUGGUGAGUUGUUAAUAAAGCCUUCUGCCAUAGCGAUAGAACUCUCCAGGCUCCAUCUCAGUAGCUGACGUCACCACCCCAGCGUCCACACGCGCACCGCAUGGCUUCUACCGACGCCGACGCCGACGCGGUCGCCGUGGAGCUCCUCCCGUUCAUCCGCGUCUACGUGAGCGGCCGCGUGGAGCGCCUGCUCGGCACCGACACGGUCGCGGCGUCCCUCGACGAGCCCACGGGCGUGGCUUCCAAGGACGUCACCGUUGACCCGGCGACCAACCUCUCCGUGCGCCUCUACCUCCCGCCGGCGGUCGCCGCCGGCGAGAGGCUGCCGAUCCUCGUGUACUUCCACGGCGGCGGCUUCAUGGUCGAGUCGGCCACGUCCCCGACGUACCACCGCUACCUCAACGCGCUCGCCUCCCGCGCCCGCGUCGUCGCGGUGUCCGUCGAGUACCGCCUCGCGCCCGAGCACCCGCUCCCCGCCGCGUACGACGACUCGUGGGCGGCGCUCGCGUGGGCGGUCGCCACCGCCGCCGCCCCCGGCGCCGUCGAUCCGGAGCCGUGGCUCGCCGCGCACGGGGACGCGUCGCGGGUGUUCAUCGCCGGGGACAGCGCCGGCGCGAACAUCGCGCACAACGUCGCCAUGCGGGCCGCCGCCGCCCCGCUCCCGGGCGGCGCGGGGAUCACCGGCGUGCUCCUGAUGCACCCCUACUUCUGGGACGCGUCGAACACCAUGGGCCCGGCGCUCGAGGACCGGAUCCGCCGCGAGUGGCGGUUCAUGUGCGGGAGCCCCGACGUCCGCGUCGACGACCCGCGGCUGAGCCCGACGGUGCAGCAGGGCGCGCCGUCGCUGGCGGCGCUGCCGUGCAGGAGGGUGAUGGUGGCCGUGGCCGGGGACGACUUCCUGGCGGGGAAAGGGAGGGCGUACCACGCGGCGCUCGUGGCGAGCCGGUGGCACGGGGAGGCCGAGCUGGUGGACACGCCGGGGGAAGACCACUUGUUCCACCUCACGCGUCCCGGCACGGCGGCGGCGGCGAAGAUGAUGGACCUCGUCGUGGAUUUCGUCACUCGUUGAUUGAUGACUUGGUGCUGCGACCUUCGCGUCGAUCGGGUACUCGUGUCACUGUUGCGUGAAAUUGAUGAAAUAAACAAGCAAAUAAAAUGAUGGCGCCAUUGCCAUUGCCAAUGCGGGGGCUUUGUCGUUGGCUUAGGAUCGAGUAGCGAUGUGAUGGAAUGAAUUUCUAUAAAAUCGAUGCACUCCAAAUGCCGAGUGAUUUGGCUAUGAUUUGAAUUUGCGAUAGAUGAAUAGAUGAUGGAGACAUGGAGUUGAGCAGGGGAAAAAACUGGUUGAGCAGGUGGUCGCUAUUGCCUGCUAGUACUCCCUCAGUCCCAUAAUACAAGGGAUUAUGGGUAGAUGUGACACAUCCUAAUACAAUGAAUCUGGACGUCUCACAUCUGUCCAAAAUCCCUUAUAUUAUGGGACGGAGGGAGUACUACUACCAAUUGUUGACUUUGUGAAUCUAAUCAAGUUCAGAGAGCCAACUACAAGUAUAUGUCAUGGGUAGUGGGCCGAGGGAUCGAGGCCCUAAGGAUAAGGAUAGAGUUUGUUGGAUAGAAUUAGACUGGGUCCUCUCUCCAUCUAUAUAAGGAUGGAUUGUAUCAUCAUUCUAACUGAUAAUACCCCGCGUGUUGUUGCGGGACUCAAUGAUUAUUGUAAGUGCAAUGUGAAAAAUACAAAAGGUAUCUUGCCCACA
Oryza sativa Japonica Group (Japanese rice) is the source of this 2125-nucleotide messenger RNA. Its product is annotated as tuliposide A-converting enzyme 1, chloroplastic. Gene Ontology annotation, molecular function: hydrolase activity. The record is from RefSeq and is a predicted model, not a curated record. Lineage: Eukaryota; Viridiplantae; Streptophyta; Magnoliopsida; Poales; Poaceae.